AUGGCGAUCGUCAUAUUCCUGGUGAAGAUGAAGGUCAGGAAGCCGGCAGUGGUCUACAUGCUGAACCUCGCCGCUGCAGAUGUCCUCCUUGUUAGCGUCCUGCCUUUUUAUAUUGUCUACAGAUUCUCAGGAUCUAACUGGAUCUUCGGAGAAGGAAUGUGUCACUUUGUCAUGGCAGCAUUUUACUGUAACAUGUACUGCUCCGUCCUGCUCAUGACAAGUAUCAGCGUGGACCGUUUCCUGGCCAUAGUCUACCCGGUGCGGUCUCUCCCCUGGCGCACAGUGACCCGAGCCUGGCGGGUGUGUGGUGUCAUCUGGGUCAUCUCAUUGGCCAGCACUGUGCCUCUUCUCAUACAACAACAAACCAUGUUUCAACCUGUGCUAGGUAUCACAAUGUGUCAUGAUUAUCAGCACUUUGGGGCUUAUUAUAUUUUUGGUUUUUUCUACUUCUGCACCGUUUUCUCACUUUAUAAUUUCUUGCCAUUAUUCAUUACAACUUUCUGUUACAUUGGUAUCAUCCGCAGUCUCAGCAGAUCAAAAUUUGAUCGCACACAUAAAAGAUCGCGAGCUAUCCGCCUCUCCGUGGUUGUGCUGAGUGUGUUUCUCCUUUGUUUUGGUCCAGUCAAUGUCAUCUAUUUAAUUUAUUACAAGAAGUUGAAUAAGAAUAAUGAUUUCACUCUAUAUCGUACCUACAUCCUCUCUUCCAGUAUCAGCAGCAUCAACUGUUGUCUGGAUCCUCUUAUCUAUUACUUUGCAUCCUCCCAGAGUCAGAGACACGUCUGCAGCUUGCUGCGCUGGAAGAGAGAUUAUCGCCCCCCAGAGCAGUCACCAAAGAGGACUUAUUAUGCUCAGUUCUUUAAGAAUGGUUGA
This is a messenger RNA of Staurois parvus, 870 nucleotides long. The record is from the annotation of a GenBank genome assembly. NCBI's taxonomy places the organism in Eukaryota, Metazoa, Chordata, Amphibia, Anura, Ranidae.